AAGGGGAACUACAUCGAAGUCACCGCACGCAGCACGCCUUGGCAUUCUCCAAAGCUUCGAUGCCUCCAAGCCCCCAUUGGUAAAGGCCAAAGCCGCUUCUGCCAAAACCCUACAAACCCCAAAUCCCGAUCAAUCCCAACUUCGCAUAUCCGGAUCCGCUUCACCCCAUUAUAUCACUCUUGGGUGUUCCUCAUCCUCAGAUCCGUUAGUUCCAUUCCAUCUGCAUUUGAACAGCAGAAAGUUGAAAAUGGCUGACGCCAAUUCACCACCUGGUUCACCCAAAGAAAACCCAGAUGGCAAUUCUGGUCCAAACCCGCCUCCUAGCAGCGAUGGCUCACUGGAAACCCUAUUGCAGAGGUUCCAGGACUCCAUGUCUGUGGCCAAGAAACAUAAGUUCUGGGAGACACAGCCUGUUGGGCAGUUUAAGGAUAUUGGGAACUUGAGCUUGCAGGAGGGCCCUAUUGAGCCCCCUACACCGAUAUCAGAGGUGAAACAAGAGCCUUAUAAUCUUCCGGGUCCUUAUGAAUGGACUGUGUGUGAUAUGGACUCUGAUGAGACUUGCAAUGAGGUUUACAACCUCUUGACUACUAAUUAUGUUGAGGAUGAUGAGAAUAUGUUUAGAUUCAACUACUCUAAGGAGUUUCUUCGGUGGGCUUUGCGCCCACCAGGUUACUACAAGAGCUGGCACAUUGGAGUUCGAGUGAAAACUUCGAAGAAGUUGGUUGCAUUCAUCACUGGUGUGCCAGCGAGGAUCAGAGUCCGUAAUGAAGUUGUGAAAAUGGCAGAGAUUAACUUCUUGUGUGUUCAUAAGAAGCUUAGGUCGAAGAGGCUUGCCCCUGUUAUGAUCAAAGAGAUAACGAGGAGGGUUCACUUGGAGAAUAUUUGGCAUGCAGCAUACACAGCUGGGGUGGUGCUACCUACACCCAUAACGACCUGCCAGUACUGGCAUAGGUCAUUGAACCCUAAGAAACUGAUUGAUGUUGGUUUUUCAAGGCUUGGUGCGCGGAUGACAAUGAGUAGAACAAUUAAGCUUUACAAGUUACCAGAUUCGACAGUGACCCCUGGUUUCAGAAAAAUGGAGCUCCGAGAUGUGCCUGCUGUUACCCGCCUGCUGAGAAACUACUUGAGCCAGUUUGUAGUUGCACCAGAUUUUGAUGAGCAUGAUGUGGAGCACUGGCUUCUUCCAACUGAAAAUGUGGUGGACAGUUAUCUGGUUGAUAGCCCAGUGACUCAUGAGGUUACCGACUUCUGCAGCUUCUAUACGCUUCCCUCAUCCAUCCUUGGUCACCAGAAUUACUCAACUUUGAAAGCAGCUUAUUCCUACUAUAAUGUCACGACAAAGACUCCCUUGCUUCAGCUGAUGAAUGAUGCACUUAUCAUUGCAAAGCAGAAGGAUUACGAUGUUUUCAAUGCAUUGGAUGUCAUGCAGAAUGAAUCUUUUCUCAAGGAAUUGAAAUUUGGACCGGGAGAUGGGCAACUUCACUAUUAUCUGUAUAAUUAUCGGAUGCAGAAUGGACUGAAACCAAUGGAACUUGGCCUUGUUCUGUUAUAGUUUGAUGAUUUCAGCUUUGGUCUUGUAGCUUGGACUAUCAGAGGCACUAGGUUAUAUAUUUGCUGACUUUGUCUUACGGUUCUGCAUUCGUUGUGUUCUUCACCAGCAAAUUUGGGAUUAGGUUUUGCUGUGCCUGCAGAAAAAAAAAAUGCAAAAAAAAAGAAAAGAAGAAAAAAAAGUGAUCUUCUGUGCCUGACAUGGCUAAUUAUGAUGUCGACAAUGCAAAUUGUUCUUGGGACAAAUAAUUUGAAGACAUUCAAAUAUCUUCUCAUUCUCAGUUUUCCCUUGUGCUAUGGCAUCUCCUUUCUAUUUUCCAUGGCUCAUUGUGGGCUGUGGCUAUUCUGCCCCUGAUAUUUAUCAGAUUUUGUGCGGUUUAUUGCAACCCAGUGAUUGAUUUUGUUCUCC
This is a messenger RNA of Vitis riparia (riverbank grape), 1957 nucleotides long. Its product is annotated as glycylpeptide N-tetradecanoyltransferase 1. The record is from RefSeq and is a predicted model, not a curated record. Gene Ontology annotation, molecular function: glycylpeptide N-tetradecanoyltransferase activity. Bases 248 to 1552 code for a protein of 434 amino acids. Gene Ontology annotation, cellular component: cytoplasm. The transcript is spliced from 2 exons. NCBI's taxonomy places the organism in Eukaryota, Viridiplantae, Streptophyta, Magnoliopsida, Vitales, Vitaceae. Gene Ontology annotation, biological process: N-terminal peptidyl-glycine N-myristoylation.